UUGAAAAGAAAGAAGGUUUGUUUCGUAAGAACAUGAUGGGUAAAAGGGUAAAUUAUGCUGCACGUUCUGUCAUAUCCCCCGAUCCCUACAUUAUGGUGGAUGAGAUAGGUAUUCCUGAUGUGUUUGCCAAAAAACUGACCUACCCACAGCCUGUAACGCCCUGGAAUGUACAGGUUCUUCGACAAGCUGUUAUUAAUGGGCCCAAUGUUCACCCUGGAGCUGUUUUGGUGCAGAACGAAGAUGGGUCAAUGGUCAAGUUGAGCCCUAAGGAUAAAUGUCAGAGAGAAGCGAUUGCAAAACGACUACUGACACCCUCCCAUUCCUUCCACAGUGGGUUACAAGGCUGCAAGAUCGUCUAUCGACACCUCCAGAAUGGAGAUGUUUUACUGCUGAAUCGACAGCCAACCCUACACAAGCCAAGUAUUAUGGCACACAGGGCACGUGUUCUUCCAAAAGAGAAAACUCUCCGUCUCCACUAUGCUAACUGUAAAAGCUACAAUGCUGACUUUGAUGGUGAUGAGAUGAAUGCCCAUUUCCCUCAAAGUGAGUUAGCCCGUUCUGAAGCCUACAACAUUGCCAGCGUGAACAACCAGUACUUAGUUCCAAAGGAUGGAACUCCACUCAGUGGACUGAUUCAGGAUCAUGUUAUAGCCGGUGUUCUACUGACCAUCAGAGGAAGAUACUUUACAAAGGAAGACUUUCAAGAACUUGUGUUUGGAGCAUUGACCUUUGUUCAGAAACCAAUCAAGCUCCUGCCCCCAACUAUCAUCAAACCAGCAGUACUGUGGUCCGGCAAGCAAGUAUGUUCAUAAUUUAA
Limulus polyphemus (Atlantic horseshoe crab) is the source of this 817-nucleotide messenger RNA. RefSeq names its product DNA-directed RNA polymerase I subunit RPA1-like. The transcript is spliced from 4 exons. Gene Ontology annotation, cellular component: RNA polymerase I complex. The record is from RefSeq and is a predicted model, not a curated record. Lineage: Eukaryota; Metazoa; Arthropoda; Merostomata; Xiphosura; Limulidae. Gene Ontology annotation, molecular function: DNA binding; DNA-directed RNA polymerase activity. Gene Ontology annotation, biological process: DNA-templated transcription. The coding region runs from base 33 to 812 and encodes 259 amino acids.